This is a messenger RNA of Microthlaspi erraticum, 1779 nucleotides long. NCBI's taxonomy places the organism in Eukaryota, Viridiplantae, Streptophyta, Magnoliopsida, Brassicales, Brassicaceae. The record is from the annotation of a GenBank genome assembly.
AUGGGGAAAAAACAGCAUAGCAAAGAUCGAAUGUUCAUAACGAAGACGGAGUGGGCAACAGAAUGGGGAGGCGCUAAAUCCAAAGAGAAUCGUACUCCUUUCAAGAGUCUUCCUUUCUACUGCUGCGCGCUUACGUUUUUGCCAUUCGAGGAUCCAGUGUGUACAAGCGACGGCAGUGUUUUCGAGUUAACAAGUAUAGUGCCUUACAUAAGGAAAUUUGGAAAACAUCCAGUUACAGGAGCACCAUUGAAAGGAGAAGAUCUAAUUCCUCUCGUCUUUCACAAGAACUCUGAAGAAGAGUUUCAUUGUCCUGUUCUCAACAAAGUCUUCACCGAAUUUACUCAUAUAGUUGCUGUCAAGACUACCGGAAAUGUAUUCUGCUACGAGGCAGUCAAAGAAUUAAAUAUCAAGACCAAGAAUUGGAAGGAGCUUUUAACAGAAGAACCAUUCAAAAGAGCCGACCUUAUAACAAUUCAGAAUCCUAAUGCAGUUGACAGCAAAGUAACUGUGGAGUUUGAUCAUGUUAAGAACGGCCUGAAGAUCGAUGAUGAAGAGUUAAAGAAGAUGAAUUCAGAUCCAGCUUAUAAUAUUAACGUCUCUGGAGAUAUCAAGAACAUGCUUGCAGAUCUUGGAUCUGAAAAAGCAAAGGAGAUUGCUCUACACGGUGGAGGUGGAAACAAGGCACGUAACGAAAGAGCCGCUGCGAUUGCUGCGAUUCUAGAGUCAAGGUCGAAAAUCAAAGAGGAUAAAGCAGAACCAAAGCAGACUUACAGUGUCGUGGAUGCUGCAUCUGCUUCUGUUCACGGAAGAAGUGCUGAUGCAGCUAGAGCUGGUUCUAGUGACAAAACAGCUGCAAGAAUCGCUAUGCAUAUGGCUGGAGAUAGAGCACCUAUUAAUACUCAAAUGGUGAAGAGCCGUUAUUCGUCGGGUGCUGCUUCUCGUUCUUUCACUUCCACUGCGUUUACUCCUGUCACCGAAAACGAUUUCGAGCUGAUCAAAGUCGAGAAAAACCCGAAGAAGAAAGGGUACGUUCAGUUUCGCACAACACAUGGCGAUUUGAACAUUGAGCUCCAUUGCGAUAUAGCUCCUAGAGCAUGUGAGAAUUUCAUCACUCUCUGCGAACAAGGUUAUUACAACGGAGUGAUCUUUCACAGAAGCAUCAAGAACUUCAUGAUUCAAGGUGGCGAUCCAACAGGCACAGGAACAGGAGGUGAAUCCAUUUGGGGAAAGCCAUUCAAAGACGAGCCAAACUCGAAGCUACUUCACACGGGAAGAGGCGUAGUUAGUAUGGCUAAUAGUGGUCCACACACAAACGGUUCUCAGUUUUUCAUCUUAUACAAAUCAGCUAUGCAUUUAAACUACAAGCACACUGUGUUUGGUGGAGUUGUUGGUGGUUUGUCAACAAUUGCAGCAAUGGAGAAUGUACCUGUAGAUGAUACCGACCGGCCUCUGGUGGAGAUCAAAAUAAUCGAAGCAAAUGUGUUUGUGAAUCCAUACACGGAGCCUGAUGAAGAGGAAGAAAAAGAGAAAGAGAGGAACGAAGACAAAGACAUUGAUAAAGUCGGGUCGUGGUACAGCAACCCAGGAUCCGGAACAGCAGAAGCUGGAGCCGGUGCCGGUGGUGUCGGCAAAUACUUGAAAGCUAAGAGUAAUACAGCCACAAAAGACAUUAGUAGUGCCAUAGACUCUGAUCUUGCAACCAUUGGAGGAGUGUCUAAGAAAAGAAAAACAACCUCUGCUUCAGCCUCCACAGGGUUUAAAGAUUUCUCUGGCUGGUAG